ACAGAGGACUGAUGGUUGCUGAAAAUGGUCCUCAUUAUGCCUGUGUGGAUGUUCCAUUAAAUAGUAGUCAUUUAUAGCAUUAACAGUAUCUACUCUGUAUUUCUGUUCAAAUGUGAUGUUAUUUUGAUGGACAAAAAACAUGCUUUUCUUUAAAAAAACAGUACAUUUCUAAGCGACCCCAAAAUUUGAACGGUAGUGCUAUGUCUUGAUAGAUCUGAGAGGCAUUUGCAUUUAGGCAUUUUUAACAUCUUGACUGAUGAUGACCGAAUGGACUAGGUAUGUUUAAUUAACAUUGUGUGUGUUUGAGAGAGAGGAGUGAGUGUGUGUGGGAGUGUGAGAGUGUUCCGUGUUCAGCCAGCCGGCCAGCCAGCCAUGAGAGUGAUGAGGUAGACUUGUGCUCCGCCAGCUGCUUACUGGCUGGAGUUAGAACAGGGGGUGGAGUUAUAACAUGGGGUGGAGUUACUUUGGCCUGCCUGCUGCAGAGAGAAAGCCAGAGCAAGGAAAAUGAGAGAGAGAGAGACAGAGCCUGAGACAGAGAGAGGGAGGGAGUGUAAAGCAGAGCAGGAGAGAAACAAGGCUGAAUCAGCUCCAAAGAAAAUAGAGCACAGAGGGAGAGACGGAGGGAGUCUCUGCUACGGCAUGCCUGCUCCUCCUGCAAUCUCAUUUCCAGUCCAGGCGCUUCUGCUGCUGCCUCUGGGGAGACCCAGGCUCGGUUUGAAUUGCCAGUGACCUCCUUCAGGCUGUUCCUUCAUCCUCAAUCACUUAAGUUUACAUUUUCUACUGUCGGCUGCCGGUGUAAGGGGGAAGACCGGUUAAGUUUCCUCGCCUUUCUCCUCUGUGAAAGGCGAGAUUAGCUAAACAUCAGUUUUGGACUCCUUUUGGAAUCGAUCCAUCUGAUCUGUCCAUAUUUGGGGGAGAAGAUUAAAGUAGAGGACACAACAGUCUCUGGAAGCAUUAGAUUCUCCAUCACUUGGGAUAUUGGAGAACUUUUCCUGCAUUUUUAUGAGACAAAGGAAUUCUUCCAAGAAGAUCAAAUUUAUUUGAUGGUUUUAAAUAUAUAUUGGAUCCCACCGUUACAAAUGUUGGCUGUGCCUUUUCUGAGGAGAGAACCAGGAGUAGUACGAGAGGGCAUAUGAGUAUUUGUCUUGCUGCUGGCUGUGUGACUCCUGUAUAUCUGUGCAGUGAGGGCUACGCUGAGGGAGUCCCUAGUCUCUGAUUGUAGCCAGAAGGCUAGCCCUCUCAUUGCUGCUGACAUGUCAGAGGGUACGCAGCUCAAGUCUUUUGGGGUUGAGCCCUAUCUACUGAUAGCUAGAACCAAGACGAGCUACUGAACGGCCUUGGCCAAAGCCCUCAACUCCCUGGAUCUGGUACCAGACCAGGUGCUUUCAGAAGGCUCCCUGGCUGCAAGAUGAUGAACUCUUCCCUGGACCUGCUGGACCUUGAGCUCGUGAACCAGAGCCGCCCUCCUUUCUGUCUCCUGGACGUGGGCUACUCCCAGAUCUUCAACAUCUGCCUUUUAGAGGUUGCCGUCAUCUUAAUGCUCACCGUGCUCAUUAUCUCCGGAAACCUGGUGGUUAUCUUUGUGUUCCACUGUGCUCCGCUGCUCCACCACCACACCACCAGCGCCUUUAUCCAGACCAUGGCCUACGCGGACCUUCUGGUUGGCGUUAGCUGCCUCAUCCCUUCCCUGUCCCUGCUGCACCACCUGAAAGGAAUCAACGCCGAGGUCACCUGCAAGGUGUUCGGGUACAUGGUCUCCGUGCUGAAGAGUGUGUCGAUGGCGUCGCUGGCAUGUGUCAGCGUGGACCGGUACAUGGCCAUAACACGGCCGCUGUCGUACGCCACGCUGGUGACGCCGUGCCGGAUCCGUGCGUGCAUCCUCCUCAUCUGGUUGUACUCAGCCCUCGUCUUCCUGCCUUCCUUCUUCGGCUGGGGUAAGCCCGGCUACCACGGCGACUUGGUUGAAUGGUGCGCGGUGAAGUGGGAGACCAGGCCGCUCUUCACGUCAUUCAUCGUGGUGCUUCUGUACGUGCCGGCCGCCAUGACGGUCUGCUUCACCUACGCCAACAUCUUCCGCAUCUGCCGGCAGCACACCAGGGAGAUCAGCGAGCGCCGUGCCCGCUUCAGCCCGCAGGAGUCUUCCCCGGGGCAGGACGGCCAGCACGCCCCGGCGUGCACGGACAAACGCUAUGCCAUGGUGCUGUUUCGCAUCACCAGCGUCUUCUACCUCCUCUGGCUUCCCUACAUACUGUACUUCCUGCUGGAGAGCGCCGGCAUCUACCGUCACCCCGCCGCCUCGUUCCUCACCACCUGGCUGGCGAUCAGCAACAGCUUCUGUAACUGCCUGAUCUACAGCCUGUCCAACAGUGCCUUCCGGAAGGGUUUAAAACGCCUCUGUUCAUUCUGCGUGCAGCGCGUGGACAGUGAGAAACCGUUUGGCCCCGGGCCGGGUCACGGACAGGGGUCCGUUUGCGCGCGCUCCACAUGCCACGUGUAGGGCCUCCCUGAGGAUCAUGGCGUCCCAGUUGGUGGCGUGUCGCUAAAGCAGUAGGCGUGUCUCACGCUGAUGCCUAGCGGAACAGGACAGGCUUGGCGGAGACUCACUGCCUCAGACGGUGUGGUUGUUUCCAGACAGUCGGAGGUUGGUCGGAGGGUUGCGUCCCUGGCCACUGCUGGCUGUCAUAGGGCCUGAGAACUGUGAGCCUUGCAUGGGAAAUGCAGCCCAGCACCAGUCAUGGGAGGGAGGUGGAGUGGAUGUCGGAGCAAGGACGUGGAGUUCUAGUACCCUGACCUUUUGACUCUAGUUACGAAUGAUGGAGUUAUGGCUACUCUGUUACAGCGUUUUGCCUGGAUGGAGUGUCUAUUGAUUGAAAACCUCCCUUCAGACUGUACUUGCCAAAAACACAAACUGUUUGAACUUAAGGACAUGUGUUCUUGCAGAAACAGUAUUCAAGACUGCAUCUUCCUAGAUGUUUGUGGAACAUUGUGUAUUUCUGCCAUUAUUGAAGUGUAUUGAAUGCAAAAAAAUUAUCACAUACUUUGCUGCUUUCUUAUGCUGGGCUGAGGGAAACAGUCAAUAACUGCUUAUUUAAAUAUUUUCUCUUAUGAUUAUUAUUUAAACAAGUAAACUGAAUCUUUAAAACGGGCGCAGCAACCACAAACUCUAAAGAGAAGCAAGUACUUCAUCAUUUAUUCAUAUCUUGGCUGCUCUGAGGCAGAGGUACUGUCAGAGACAAAGAGGAUUUUUUUUUGAGUGGAUCACUAGUGCCACUGGUUUACUAAUGGAUGUAAAAAUUUAAGUUGUAUGCAAGGUCCUACUGAAAUUUCAACUGCAUUCAUCCCAACCCAUUUUAACCUUAUUGUCUCUGCAUAAGUUAGAGCAACUGAUCAGUAGCCAAAUUACACAGAGGUUGUGGUUGUUGUGUCAAAGUGAAAGAUAAGUGUACUUUUUUUCCAAAGCUUUGUCCAAUUGCCUGUUAACGACCAGAAUUGACGAGUCGAUUAGUUGGUCCAAUUAAUUACUUUUUCCCCAUUGGUUAUCAAAGUUCUUUCUGACAAGACCUAAAUACAGCAAAGCAAACAGCCGCAUGCCAUACAUUUUUUUUUUCUUCUAAUUUGCAUGUUCCUCCAAUUACCUGGUAUAAUAAUGUGGUGCUCUGAUUGCAUAACUGUGCCUCCCGUCAUCAGAGUAUUUCAAGCUACUCACACAGGAGUUGGAACACAGUGAUUCGAGGCAGAGCCUGAGCGGAGCAGACAAACGGGCCAUUCUCUGACACCGCGUUCACCCUCUGUGCUGUUCCACAAAGGCCACUCGUUGGGAGGAGAGGGGACCUUCAGCCUUUCUUCUCUGAGAAAUACAAAACAAAAAAAGAUGAAACUACUAAGGUGUCUUUCAUAUCUGUGCCGUUCGCAGAAUGGGAGUAGACAGUAAUGGAUGGUGUUGUGGCCGUUGCGUGGCUGUAGUCAUUCAGGACACAGACAGAGUUGGUGCCGGCUCAUUAAGUGAACUUUGAAUGUCCGUGCGGCUUGGUGGGGCUGGUGAUGGUGAAUGUCUGCGGCGAGUGUUUAGCUGAGAGCAUUUGAGAGCAUCUGUGUCUGGCCUGGCAUUGUGAACGUUUCGUGCGUCUGAUCACAGAGAAAGCCAGGGGCAGGGAAAAGGAGAGAGAUCCAUAACCGCUAUGGAGCGCAGUAGGAAAGGUAGUGUGGACAAUGCACUUGUGCCCAUGCACCACACACACGUACACACACACACACUUGUGCGUCGUUAAACUGUGCCCUAGUAAGCUGUGCCACUGCAUGAAAACCCCAUGUCCAUCUCCAGCCCCAGAUGCAUCAAGAUAUUUCCCUUUCUCAGCCGGGACCAUGACACAACCUUUUUAAGCAGCCUUUUUCAGACUGCAUUCACCUCCCUUUUCCCUGUUCAGAACCUAUAGGGCUCAGAUCAAAACUAGUUCACUAUAUAGAGAAAGGGUGCCAUUUGGGAUUCUGCCUGAGAAGCAAGGACUCUGACUGGCAUUACUACAGUAUACAGUACAAUUAAAUUAAUUGCAGAUUUAAACGUACAACUGUCUUUGGUUGAAUGCUAUUUAAUGUUUAUUAGACUUUUCACUGGCUUUGGCUUCCUGUGAUUUUACUGUUUUUGCUUAAGGUACUCCUCCAUUUUGGGGAAAAACUUACAAUAGAGACAGUAGCUUUAUUUUCUUAAUUGACCAAAGGCGAUUUUAUUUAUUGGAUUUUGUACUUUAAAAAAAGAAAGAAAAGCUGAGAUGGAAAGUAGAAAGUGCAAUUUAGGGUGAUUUUUAAUGGAUUUUUUCAUGUUAUAAAAUGUACAAUGAUUAUACUAUGGACUGACAUUGAGUUGGACUACUUUGUUGUUAUACUGCCUCUGUAAUGAAUCCAGUGUUGUUGAUAAAAUAGGCUAGGGGCUCAUCAGAGUAGAGGUCUCAGGUGGCCCCGUACAGUGGUCUUUCAGCCAUUUUGGUUUUGGCUAUUACAAAUGUGUACAAAACCUUGUGCAUGUUUUGCCUACUGUAUAUAUUUAAAUUUGAUUUAUUUUUAUUUUUACAAAAGCCAACAAUUGAAAUUGUCAAAAUAAUUCUCGUACUUCUGCUUUUGGAAAAGUCCAUCUUUAAUCGAUUGAAGGGCAAGGUGCAAUACUUUAAUUGUUCUUUUAUAUUGUUUCCUUAAUGACUUGGAAAACACACAAUGCCUAUCAGACAAUAGAAAACCUUAAAUAUUUUCAUUUACCAAUAAGUGUGUAUUGAAGCGGUAGAUGUUAAUAGAGCUGUUCUUCUCUAAGGGCCAUGCACUGUUGUUGGACUGUUAGUGAUAUUUGCUUAUAAUAGGCCUUUUGCUAGAGUAAUUGCACGUUGUUAAUUUUUCAAAGGAUGUAAAGUCAUAGGUUUCUUGAAUAAGUGUUGGGCCUUUCUAGCUGUGUUGGACAGACACUUGAUGGACAGCUUUAAUAAUUUUUUAAAAGCUGUUCAGUGAAGCAAUGACAAAUGUUGAUGGAGUUUCCUGCUACUGUACCCACAAACUGCCUGUUAUUUUCUUUUCAAAUAGUGACAAUUUAUUAUGUGAAGGUGGAUGACUGCUUCUGUUUUCCAUGCGUUUGGGUCCGUGGGUUUACAAAUACUAUUGUGUAUUUCAAAGACUAUUCAGGUGGCCUUCAUUUGAGGCAGCUGGAGUUCAGUGUUUUGCGACGUGUCCAUCCAGGUGUCAGUUAGUUGAGGUAUGUUCUACCCAGUAUAACGUUUGGGGAGGGGGGUUGGCUGAUUUAUGCUUGUAGGACAUUUUCAUUCCCAAAAGCUGUGGCACGUUCCUUCUUUCACUUUCCUGUGGGAAAAUGUCAAAGCAUUAGAGCUAGUGAUCUCGGGGGACCCAAAUUCCCAUGAUGCCCUGCUCUCCACAGUGAUAUAGUGUUUUGCCAUAUUAGGAUGCUGUGAGACAUGAUGGGAUGCCAACACGGGAGCAUAGUGUUGUGGUCCAGUCUUUCCUGGAGGACUACACACACUGUAAGACACACCGGACACACACCCUUUGCCUUUCUCAUUUCCAACAUUACCCUAUUUACAUUUCUUAUGUGUUUCCUAAUGCUCUAAACUGUCUGUCUUGGCCGAAUUACUAGCUCAUGACCCAACCAUUUUCACUGGAUCAGAUUUCAGAUCAAGAAGAGAAUGGACUCAUUAACUGAAAAUCCUUGUCUGGAAAUGUCCCAUAAUAUUGUUAAAAAUGUGACUUUUUUUGUUUUUUGGGGAAUCAUUGCACAUUGGUUGAACAGUUGAAUAUUUUCAUCAUUCAUUGCAAAUCCUGGUUAAACUGAAUCUUGUCUUUAAAAUAAUCAUAUCCUCUGUGAUGUUUAAGGCGAGGUCCUAACUCGACACUGAGCCUUGUAAUAAUGUUGUGUUGUAGUCUAGAGAAUAAAUGAAUUGUCUGGAGGUAUUUAUAUUCUGGUAUAUUAUUCUGCACUUAGCAAA
This is a messenger RNA of Esox lucius (northern pike), 6476 nucleotides long. RefSeq names its product probable G-protein coupled receptor 21. Gene Ontology annotation, biological process: G protein-coupled receptor signaling pathway. Gene Ontology annotation, molecular function: G protein-coupled receptor activity. Gene Ontology annotation, cellular component: membrane. Lineage: Eukaryota; Metazoa; Chordata; Actinopteri; Esociformes; Esocidae. Bases 1409 to 2497 code for a protein of 362 amino acids. The record is from RefSeq and is a predicted model, not a curated record. The transcript has a single exon.